Messenger RNA from Propithecus coquereli (Coquerel's sifaka), 3738 nucleotides. It is a transcript of the gene SPATA31E1, whose product is annotated as SPATA31 subfamily E, member 1. The transcript has 6 exons. Lineage: Eukaryota; Metazoa; Chordata; Mammalia; Primates; Indriidae. The record is from RefSeq and is a predicted model, not a curated record. Bases 1 to 3738 code for a protein of 1245 amino acids.
AUGGAGAAUUAUCCGUUUCCUCUGAGUAGCAGUACUGAUACAUGGCUGAACCCCAGCUCCACUUCCUGGAUGAUGGAUAUCAUCCUGGGCAUCCUGUGUGGACUGGGGCUCUUCCUCCUGUUACUUCCUUGCCUCUGGAGUCAUCUAUCCUCACCACCAACUCAGCAGAAAAGAAACAUCAGGAAGCUUAUCUGGAGAGAGGUAGAGGUGAGUGAGGACUGGUCCCAGCCCCUCAAUCUUUCCUGUCUCUCAGCAUCCAGUGGAGAAGAGGAGGCGGCCCAGGAGCAGGAAGAAGAGCGGCCCUCUAAAAGCCACCUGGAAAAGGUCCGUGACAAAAGGGGCUUUUAUCAGCUCUCAUGUCCAGAUCCCCCAGGGAAAGUGUGUAAACGAGCACCUGCCAGAGCCCACCAGCCAGCUGGGGAGUGUGUGGAAGAUGCUUCUCCUGCCACCUUGUCCCCAUUGGCUUCCCCGGCUCCCCUGGCCGAGAGGCCUCCACUUCUGGCCUCCACCCUCAAAUCCCAGAAAGAGCCUCUUUUCCACCAUCCACCAGAGGCUUGGUUCUGGGAAGACCCCGCACACAGGCAGAUAGAGGGUGGUGGCUCUGCUUUCCUCAACCCUGAUGUCCGGAAGCUCUUGGAAAUACUGAUUACCAAGAGAGCAGGACUGAAGCUGUGGAAAGAUAAAGAAAAGAAGCGGUCAUUUCUGAAACAAAUGAGCCCCGAUUACCCCCAGGGUUCUCUGGGGAAUAUGGCAAAUUCACCGAGCUGGGAGUGGGACACCACAACUCCACACCACUUCUGGAAUGUGAAAGACAAACCAGAGCAGCUGCAGGGUCCUCAGCGGAUCUCCCAUCCCAAGGCCGUGGUGGACCACUUACAGCAGAAAUGCGGCCAGCUCUUCUGGGGCCUCCCCUCUCUGCACAGCGAGUCCCUGGUAGCUGCUGCCUGGAUCUCUAGGAAGUCUUCUUCAAAACCAACACAUCUCUCUGUUUCAUUCAAUGAAGUCCCUGACUUUUUUCCAGCUGAAAAUUGGAGUGAAGAACCUUCACAGCCUCCUCAGAGUAAAGGGGACCCUACAGGAAGCUGUAAAACAACUUGUCCUACGUCCCAGGAGAAGGCACAAUUCCUCAUCCCAACUGAAAGUGAGCAUCUGGAGUGGCCCUUGCAGAAGCGACUGAGAUGGAAGAAGAUGUUAUCCUCUCUGCUCAAAAACUCUCGUGCAGCCCAGAGCCAACCCACUCCCAAACUUCCCCAGGACAGCCAGGACUCCCAGAGCCACAAGUCUGCCUCUGUUCUUCUCGGAGAUUUGAUCAGCCCUGAGCACCAGGAGCAGCACAAGCAACAUAUUCAAAGGAGUUUCAUCCCCGAUAAAGACCAGUUAGGACCUCCCUGCAGAUCCCACGUACCCAGGGAACUGAUGCAACCUCAAGGUGAAUUUCCAGGGAAGGGUCAGCCUGGGGCAGAAGACAAGCAUGGGGCAUUUGCAGGUGAAAGGAGCAAGGAUGAACAGAAGAUGGGAUCCAGGCACUCUGAAAGAUUCUCUCAGGAGGGUUCCAUAAGUGUCAAAGAAGACAAGGACCCAAGCAGGAACCUAGGGCAAGAUCUGAAGAGGGUCCCGGAAGAUCCAUACAUAGAUUCAAGAAAUACCUUGGUGAAAAUUCUGGAGGAUAAGGAGGAGGAGGAGUCAGAUACUGACUGGAUUAGGCUCCAGAGGUAUAAAUCAGGAAAUUACCUACCCGGGGGCCCAGAGAAGCAGCAGGUUGAAAAAACCCUGAAUUUCCAACUGGACCAGAAGUUGGGGGAGAUCAACGAAGGCAUGGUCCCUGUGCGUGCACAUCAGUCCAUGAUCAAUGCUAGCCAUGCUGGUCUCAAGUCUGACACCCACCAUAAGCCCAGAAAUCUAGCAUCCUUAAGGGGUCAGAAAUGCCAUGUGAACACCUCCCAGGAGCUUUUUUUCCUUGAUCCCUGCACUCAACAGAUGCUAGAAGCACAUAUUAUAAGGUUUCGUGUGAGGCAUAGGUGGGGUUCAAACCUCCAGUCCCUGGAGCCCAUAAAUCUCGAGGGUCAAUCCCCACCCUUUCCACUGUCCAGCCUUCCCUCCUGGGCCACUGGUGAAUUUGGGGAUGACGCCAUACCUGAGGUUGCCAAUUUCCUGGGAGAACAUCCUUGGAAAGGUCUAGGAGAGAAGGUGAUAACAAAAAAGUCAGUCCUCACCCUGACUGGUUUUCUCUCUGCCCCCUCACCUGUGAGUGAGGAAGUCCAGAGGGACCUGAGAGGUGACCAGUCAGGUGACAACCAUGAGCACUCAGAGGCCUCCUCCACUGGACAGGAGGGCAGGUGGCCUUCUCAGCCCCUCACAUGCAGCCUGGUAAACAGGACCUGGGAGAGUAGUACUGUCCUGGGGGCCAGGAGAGGCAGCCCAGAGCCAAGUCCAAGUCCAGCAAUGGCCAGGCAUGAUCUACAGGAGGAGAAGGAGAGCAUGGCCUCAGGAGUCCCCUGCAGUAGCAUAGCAAUGCCGGGGCUCAGCAUAGGGUCCCAAUCUUCAAGGGCCGAGAAGCCCAUGGAGCCAGCAGAGGGCAAGGAGGAAAAGCCCCCUGCUUGGGACGUCAUCCUGGGAGCCAGUGUGAUGGCGGACUCCCAAACCAUUAACGUGAAUCUGGGUUCAGGGUCUCUGGGGACCAGUAAAAGCUCCUCAUUCUCUAGAAUUUCUGGUACCCAGGAUCCAGGAGAGCCAUGCCUGAAAACAAAGGUUGUGAAUAAGUUUUCAUUCAAAGUGGAGGUAGAAUCAGAGGACCAGCUUCAAGGCCCUGCCACUGGUGUCCUCCUCCAAGACUGUGCCACUGGCCUGCAUUUUCGAGGCCGUCACACGGACAUACUCCCCACAGCAGACAUGUUGGUUUCUCAGGAGCCUCAGUCCAAUUCCCAGGCCCCUCUGUCCGGUACCCAGAGUGUGCCCAGUAAGGACGCAUCAACUUCUCAGGGGCUACGUGACCCCACUUGGCAUGGAGGAAGCAGCCAGGGGCAGCAGGAGCCCAGGAGCCCAAAAGUGAGGGCCUCCUGGAAGACUCAGAGCAAUAUGUUUGGCCCUAAUGACGAGAGAGAGAGCUGUAGGAGGCCCAAACCAAGCAAGCAUGAACCAAGGUCUGCAGGACCAAGGCCCUUCCAAUCCAGUGGGAUGAGUCAUCCUGCUCAGGUCAGGGAAAGAGAAACCUUUGGGAACAAAUACUCUCAGUUACCACAAGAGAAGGGACAGGCACCUCCAGAAAGCUACUUCAGAAAAAGGAUCAAUCGUUUUCUGCAGCAUCUCAAGCCCAAUAAGAAGGGCAAAGAGCAGGGAGAUCCCCUGCAGAAAAAAGGCAAGCCUGCGUCAGCCACUGCCCAGAGCCCAGGGCAAGCCAUGAGGUCAUCUAUGAGCAGCAGAGCUGCUGAAAUCCGGGCAGUCGUUGCAUUUGUCAGACAGAUUUUAGUGGAUAAAUUGGGGCUACGGCAAGGACAUGGUCCUCCGGAGUUCAAUUUCCGAAAAGAGGCCCCAGUGGAUGGGCGUUCCUGCUAUCCCAAAGGUCCCUACCACCCAGGGCAAAGGAGAGCGAUGAGAGAUAUAGCCUCCAGUCACGCCACCCCCAUGGGCCACUGCUAUCUUGUCAAGAACAAGUGGGAUCCUGACCAGCCACCCAGUGACAGGUUCUUCUCCAUGGCUCUGACAGCACUUGGCAAACCGGCAGCACAGGAGAGAAUCUGA